This is a messenger RNA of Haliotis rufescens (red abalone), 6410 nucleotides long. Its product is annotated as calpain-7-like. The transcript has 21 exons. Gene Ontology annotation, biological process: proteolysis. Bases 145 to 2688 code for a protein of 847 amino acids. Gene Ontology annotation, molecular function: calcium-dependent cysteine-type endopeptidase activity. Lineage: Eukaryota; Metazoa; Mollusca; Gastropoda; Lepetellida; Haliotidae. The record is from RefSeq and is a predicted model, not a curated record.
GGAAGAAUUAUCUCCCUUGAUACAGUUUCGCAAAUCGUACACGGAAGUUUCUGUUUUGAUACUCGGUCGGUAUGAUGUGAUUUGGUCAGUUUGUACCAACUGUGUCAUUGAAUAAGGAGGAGACAGCACUUGGACAGAGUAGUUAUGGGGGACCCAACAUCAGGCUACCAUGGUGUUGACUCGGCAGUGUUGGAGCGGGAUGCAGGAAUGUAUGCUCAUCAGGCUGUACAGUUUGACCAAGCUGGAAACUACGAGACGGCCAAGUUUUAUUACAUAGAAGCAGCCCAGGCUCUCCUGUCUGCUGCUCUGGGAGGCUCGGAUAGCUCCCGCAACCAGGUCAUACUGGACAAGGCUAAUGAGUACAUGCUGCGAGCUGAAGCACUCAAACAGUCAGUUUCAAGUCAAACACCCAACAACAAAGCACAGCUCCCUGGCAAAAGUCAACAACAGCAAGAUCUGGAGCGAGCCCAGUUCCUCCUUCAUCAGGCAUUUGACGAGGAUGAGAAUGACAAUGAAGAAGAUGCUGUUGAACUGUACUCAGAAGCUGUGGAACUAUUUAUCAAAAUAAGAAAUGAUACAACCGACUCCUCCCUCCAAGCUAAAGUGACAAAGAUGGCAACCCAGGCUCUGGACAGAGCUGAAAACUUGAAGAAGAAGCGCAAACCUCUCAGUCCUAAUAAUAACCAAGGGAAACAACUCCCAAACCAACCAGGAAGAGUUAUGCCCCCUCUUGGCUUUGGAGCCUUUUCAGAGGAUGAUGAUAAACCACGGGCGCGUCCACAACCCCAGGGGAUGCCGGGCCCCCCUCCCCCGACUUCAGGGCCAACCAAUGUGGGGGCCUCCUCCUACACCAAGGAAGAGAUAGCAGUAAUUAGGAGCACCUCAAAAAUCAACAGUCGAGAAUACGUCCCAUUUCUGUCUGUGGAUCUGAAGGAGAGGUUUGCCUUUCCAGUGCCUUUCACUGAUAAGGAUGGGAAGCUGGCCAUGUCCCCAAAACAGAGGUCACAGUUUGGGAAGUGGGCUCGAGCUGAAGAUUUCUGUGAGGAUCCCAAGAUGAUCCUGGCUGUUUCUCCUUUUAGCAUCAGACAGACCAUAGUGUCUGACUGCAGUUUUGUAGCAUCAGUGGCCAUCAGUGCACAGUAUGAGAGGAGGUUCAAGAAGAAGCUGAUCACCAGCAUCAUUUACCCCCAGAACCGUCAGGGAGACCCUGUGUUCAACCCAUGUGGGAAAUACAUGGUCAAACUCAACAUCAACGGUGUGCAUCGAAAGGUUAUCCUGGACGACUACUUCCCAGUUAGUAAACAUGGCGACCUCCUGUGCUCCUUCUCCACCAAUCGGAAUGAGCUGUGGGUGUCCCUCCUGGAGAAGGCCUAUAUGAAGGUCAUGGGUGGAUACGACUUCCCAGGCUCCAACUCUAACAUUGACUUACAUGCCCUGACUGGAUGGAUCCCAGAGAGAGUGGCCAUCAGAACAGGCAGUCAGGAGUUUGACAAGGACCGUGAGUUCAAGAGACUCUUGGAACGCUUCCACAAGGGACACUGUCUGGUUACUGUUGCAACAGGAGAAAUGUCAGAAUCUCAUGCCGACAGAGCUGGACUAGUGCCAACACAUGCCUAUGCCAUGUUGGAUGUCAGAGAGGUCAAGGGUCAGCGAUUGUUCUUGCUGAAGAAUCCUUGGAACCAUUUACGCUGGAAAGGAAAUUUUUCAGAACAUGAUACAACUCACUGGACACCUGACCUUCAGAAGGCCUUGAACUAUGAUCCAAAAAGUGCUCAGACGUUUGAUAAUGGUGUGUUCUGGAUCGACUAUGACUCCCUAUGUUCAUUCUAUGACGUCUUUUACAUCAACUGGAGUCCCGAGCUGUUCACACACACAACAUGCAUACACCAUUCCUGGCAUUCCAAGGAAGGGCCUAAGAAAGACAGCUACAAUAUAAGUGACAACCCACAGUAUCGCCUGGAGGUCAAAGCCAGCAAGUCUGCUGCUGUGUGGAUCCUCCUCACUCGACAUAUCACAGAUAAGGAUGACUUUGCUGACAACAAGGAGUUCAUCACCGUGCUGGUGUACAAGACUGGGGGCAAGAGAGUAUUCUACCCUUAUGAUCCCCCACCCUAUAAGGAUGGUGUGAGGAUCAACAGUCCGCACUAUCUGUGUAAACUGGUGGAGAACAAGGGGACAUCACUGUACACGCUGGUCGUGUCGCAGUACGAGAAGAACAAUAGUAUUCACUACACACUCAGGGUGUACGCUACGUGUGAGUUUUCCCUCAAGCAGUACAAGGACCCAUACAAGCCACAGUACUUCCAGAAGGUGAAUGGUGCGUGGACUCAAACCUCUGCUGGCGGAUGUUCCAACUACUCCGACACACACAAGAACAACCCUAUCUACCAGAUCCUCAUAGACAACAGUAGUACAGACAACAGUAUACAGAUUGAGCUCCUGGGGCCCAAAGUGUACAGUGUUGGGUUCGAGGUGAUAGCAGUCAGCCAGAAUGUGCCUAGUGCGCCUGGAUCCUUCUCCAAGAAGACAUCAGGAGAUUUCAGACCAGGAUACUGUGUGCUACAGCUGGACAAUAUCUCCGGCGGAAUCUACAACAUACAGCCAUGCACAUUCAGACCUGGAAACCAGGGACCAUUCUUCCUCGAUAUCAGCAGUAAUAUUGCCUUGAAGAUCUCAGCACUACAGUGAUGCAUCAGCAAUGUUGACCCUCCAUCAUCUGUUCAGUUGAUUGAAUUGAAAAGAUAAUGUAUUUCCCCUGUAAUAUAUCUUGCAAAUCCAGUGAGCCAUAAGUGGCAUAUUGAUGCCAGUUUAUUUGGUGCAUUUGUCUGAAUAUAUUGAAAGAAUUUAUGUGAUUUAAGUGUUCAUAACUACAUGCGGUUAAUGGUUACUAUGCAGUAAAGACAACAUUUCAUGAACACAAACCAUGUUUAUAAACAUUGUCAUGUUAUGUCAGAACUGGGAAAGUCUUUGUCAUUUGGAUGACAAGGAGCGUCUUUGAAACCGUCUUGUCUUUUGAACUGGAAAGUGUGACAUUGCUUUGAUUUACAAAGACCGGCAUUCUAGUCUUUGGUUGUGACAAGACAUUAAAGAUAUAGUGCCUUCUUAGCCCUCAUCAUCAUGUUAAUUGUAUUGUGUUGAAAACACCCAUGCCUACCAUGUUACUGAUCUGAAGAGUCCAGUGUUUAGUUGUUCACGGACAGCUGAUGGUUAUAUGUUUGUGUGUCCUCAACACCAGGUCAGUCUGGUGUCAGCAUCUCCACACACGAUCACCUCAAGAUAAGCUGUUGAUGUUGUGAUAAUUCAUAUAAUAUCUGAAUGUUCUCCAUUUCUGUCUGUAUCAUAUUUGUUCCUCCAUGACAACUGUUAACCUCCGAGUCUGUGGAGAUACAUGAUCAACUGAUCUCUUCCCAGUCUGUGGAGAUACAUGAUCAACUGAUCUCUUCCCAGUCUGUGGAGAUACAUGAUCAACUGUUCACUUCCCAGUCUGUGGAGAUACAUGAUCAACUGUUCACUUCCCAGUCUGUGGAGAUACCUGAUCAACUGUUCACUUCCCAGUCUGUGGAGAUACAUGAUCAACUGUUCUCUUCCCAGUCUGUGGAGAUACAUGAUCAACUGUUCACCUCGCAGUCUGGAGAUACCUGAUCAACUGUUCACUUCCCAGUCUGUGGAGAUACAUGAUCAACUGAUCUCUUCCCAGUCUGUGGAGAUACCUGAUCAACUGUUCACCUCCGAGUCUGUGGAGAUACAUGAUCAACUGAUCUCUUCCCAGUCUGUGGAGAUACAUGAUCAACUGUUUAUGUCCCAGUCUGUGGAGAUACCUGAUCAACUGUUCACCUCCGAGUCUGUGGAGAUAAAUGAUCAACUGUUCUGCUCCCUUACCAUCUGCCAUGCUACAUGGUUAUCCCACACCAUGGUGUACAUGUCACAGCAGCCAGAGAGUUGUACAAGGAAGGUGCUGGUGUCUCCGGCCACAGGAAGGAGCAAUCCUUGAACAGUUUCAUAACCUCAUGUAUACCUGAUGUUCAGCUUAGGGCACUUAGCAACAUACUGCAGUAAAAAAAAUGUCUGCUGUCUUGUUUCUUUUCUUCCGCCAUGUUGUUCCCACAGUGAUGCCAUUUCACACCCCAAGCCAUUGAUUCACAUCAUUUGCAAUUGCCAGUUGCGGUAUUAUAUAGUGGAACCAACAGGGUAAGCACUGCUUUUCAAGGUUUGCAGUUGCUGCAGUCUGCUAACAUUAACUGUGGAAACAUAACUAGCUACUUUUUAUGAUAGAAAACACCUCAACCACAAUAACCACUAUGAUAUAACUGAAAUACUGUUCAAUGUAGCGUAAAAUCCCAUUCACCCAUGGUAAUCAUGGAACAGUAUACUGAAUACUUCAUUUCAAGUACAUAGAUGUAUGUGAUAUCGUAGCAGCAUAUCAUGAAAAGUGUAGUUCAUCUCUGCUGGUGGUGUGACAGCUACAGUGGUAGAGGUCAACUUGACCUCUUCAAGGAAACAAUGGCACAAUGGCAUUGUAAAAAAAUAUCUGUUGGCAGUCUGAUUGUGGCCCGUGCUGACUCUAUUGCUUGGUGUAUCUGUUGGCAGUCUGAUCAUGGCCUGUGCUGACUCCAUUGCUUGGUGUAUCUGUUGGCAGUCUGAUCAUGGCCUGUGUCAACUCUAUUGCUUGGUGUAUCUGUUGGCAGCCUGAUCAUGGCCUCUGCUGACUCCAUUGUUUGGUGUAUCUGUUGGCAGUCUGAUCGUGGCCUGUGUCAACUCUAUUUCUUGGUGUAUCUGUUGGCAGUCUGAUCGUGGCCCGUGUCAACUCUAUUGCUUGGUGUAUCUGUUGGCAGUCUGAUCGUGGCCUGUGUCAACUCUGUUGCUUGGUGUAUCUGUUGGCAGUCUGAUCAUGGCCUGUGUCAACUCUGUUGCUUGGUGUAUCUGUUGGCAGUCUGAUCAUGGCCUGUGUCAACUCCAUUGCUUGGUGUAUCUGUUGGCAGUCUGAUCAUGGCCUGUGCUGACUCUAUUGCUUGGUGUAUCUGUUGGCAGCCUGAUCGUGGCCUGUCAACUCUGUUGCUUGGUGUAUCUGUUGGCAGUCUGAUCAUGGCCUGUGUCAACUCCAUUGCUUGGUGUAUCUGUUGGCCGUCUGAUCGUGGCCUGUGUCAACUCUGUUGCUUGGUGUAUCUGUUGGCAGUCUGAUCGUGGCCUCUGCUGACUCCAUUGCUUGGUGUAUCUGUUGGCAGUCUGAUCGUGGCCUGUGUCAACUCUGUUGCUUGGUGUAUCUGUUGGCAGUCUGAUCGUGGCCUGUGUCAACUCCAUUGCUUGGUGUAUCUGUUGGCAGUCUGAUCGUGGCCCGUGUCAACUCUGUUGCUUGGUGUAUCUGUUGGCAGUCUGAUCAUGGCCUGUGUCAACUCCAUUGCUUGGUGUAUCUGUUGGCAGUCUGAUCGUGGCCCGUGUCAACUCUGUUGCUUGGUGUAUCUGUUGGCAGUCUGAUCAUGGCCUGUGUCAACUCUGUUGCUUGGUGUAUCUGUUGGCAGUCUGAUCAUGGCCUGUGUCAACUCCAUUGCUUGGUGUAUAUGUUGGCAGUCUAAUCAUGGCCGGUGCUGACUCCAUUGCUUGGUGUAUCUGUUGGCAGUCUGAUCGUGGCCUGUGUCAACUCUAUUGCUUGGUGCAUCUGUUUGCAGACUUAUCAUGGCCUGUGCUGACUCUAUUGCUUGGUGUAUCUGUUUGCAGACUGAUCAUGGCCUGUGCUGACUCUAUUGCUUGGUGUAUCUGUUGGCAGACUGAUCAUGGCCUGUGCUGAUGCCAUUGCUUGGUGUAUCUGUUGGCAGUCUGAUCGUGGCCUGUGUCAACUCUAUUGCUUGGUGUAUCUGUUGGCAGUCUGAUCGUGGCCUGUGCUGACUCCAUUGCUUGGUGUAUCUGUUGGCAGCCUGAUUGUGGCCUGUACUGACUCCAUUGCUUGGUGUAUCUGUUGGCAGUCUGAUCGUGGCCUCUCCUGACUCUAUUGUUUUGUGUAUCUGUUGGCACUCUGUUUCUGGCCUGUGUCGACUCUAUUGCUUGUAACUGAUUUAACUGAUUUUUCCACCAGCAAGUGUGGCCUCAGGCCCAAGGUUGUGGUAUGUAGUCAGGAGAUGUUAUAUUGGGUCAUGAUAUCAUUGUUCAGCCAUUUGGUAUUCCAGAAUGACAUGACUUUACAAAUGACGAGCUUAGUUUUCAAUAGUGAAACUAUUAGGGAUGGAAGUUAAUGUGAUAUAUCACUUUGUCAAGUUGGUUAUAUGUGAUUUUUUUCUCCACUUCUCCCCAGUCAAGAUGGUCAGGUUUAUGCAAACACUCAUCCAGACACAGCGACACACUCACAGACACACACACACACAUUUGCUUCUUGUAUUUGUAAAAGAAAUGAAAUUCAAUAAAUACAUGUUUGAAAUAAA